GUUAAUGAGACAUCUCCCCGGAGGAGAGAAAUGCAAUGCGUUGGAAGCAGUUCUCCCAGUGUCCAGGGCUCUAUGAAAAAGAGAAAUCAAAGAAAACACGCAAAAAUAAAGGACUCAAAAUGAGCUGCCUGCUAGGGCUUGGAGCCCUGCAAUGAAGAGAAGUGAACCAGAAGCCGAGCGCCUUUGAGUCACCACCAAGAUUCGCCUGAGGUGCGCUCCGCACGUCCGCGUUAGGACUGGGAGACACGCCUUCUCCUCACACAAACCUUCCAGAUCCCUGGUCUCCGCGGACUCAGGGGUGGUGCUACAAGUCCGGCCACUUGCAGUCCUGACUGGCAGGGGCUGGGAACCGGCCGGCGUUGCACCGAUCCAGCGCCACAGGUUGGAAAAAUAGGAGCUGUCCCCAGGACUGUCGCCCUGGAAGGCAGAUCACGGGUCGUUGCUGGAGUCGGACCCCAGGACUACACAGGCUUGGGAGAGGGGCAGGAAACCUCUGAAACCCGACACCUCUUGCCGCCGAGGAAACUUCGCAGGCUGUUUCCUAUCAUAAUCCUCUACCCAGAGGGAAUCAGUCCUUCUUGAAGGUAAGAAGGGAUUCUCAGGAAUGACCAAAACAAGAAAGGAGAACAAAACAUUGCAGAUGAAACUGGAUGAGCCUGUUCUCAAAGAUGCCAAGAAGGAAUAAAGGGAAUCUGUCAAAUGGACGUCUUCAUAAGCCUUCCUCUAUCCAUCUGUAUAACCCACACAUCAGAAAGUUGUACCAAAUGGCAAAUCAUUUUGCUAACCUCAAGAGUGGAAAGCACAUCAAGUAUUUAGUGGGUGAUGGUGUAAUUCAAAGGCCCACCCAGACCAUCACUAUGACCGAUGGGGACUAUGAUUAUCUGAUCAAACUCCUGGCCCUUGGAGAUUCGGGGGUGGGGAAGACGACAUUUCUUUAUCGCUACACAGACAAUAAAUUCAAUCCCAAGUUCAUCACGACAGUAGGGAUAGACUUUCGGGAAAAACGUGUGGUUUAUAACACACAGGGACCAAAUGGGUCAACAGGGAAAGCAUUUAAGGUGCAUCUUCAGCUUUGGGACACAGCAGGACAAGAGCGAUUCCGGAGCCUCACCACUGCGUUUUUCAGAGACGCCAUGGGUUUCUUAUUAAUGUUUGACCUCACCAGUCAACAGAGCUUCUUAAAUGUCAGAAACUGGAUGAGCCAACUGCAAGCAAAUGCUUAUUGUGAAAAUCCAGAUAUAGUAUUAAUUGGCAACAAGGCAGACCUGCCAGACCAGAGAGAAGUCAACGAACGGCAAGCCCGGGACCUGGCUGACAAAUACAGCAUACCAUAUUUUGAAACAAGUGCAGCGACUGGCCAGAAUGUGGAAAAGGCUGUGGAAACCCUUCUGGACUUAAUAAUGAAACGAAUGGAACAGUGUGUAGAGAAGACCCAAGUCCCCGACACUGUCAAUGGUGGUAGUUCUGGGAAGCUGGAUGGGGACAAACCAGCAGAGAAGAAGUGUGCCUGCUAAACUUUACCCUACGAACUGAUCAUCCAGAACCCCACGCAGGCAUCACUUCCAAAAAGAGUGACAAACCACACAAUUGUUGUUGAGUAGACCAUGCAUAAUGGCAUGUCUUUCUUUUUCUGCCAGAAAAUCUAUUUUAAGAAGUCAGAGUAGUCAACAGUGUUCAAAAGAGUUGACCAGUUGUCCCUGAGGCCCCUCCAAACAAGAUCAAAGAUUUUCCAUUGUCAUCGUACCAUCAUGGAUGCUCAAUUUGUUUUCCUUAUAAAGAAGAUGAGUAUAUAAGAGAGUAUACAAGAAGAAAUAUCAGGGAGUUUUCAAUCAGAACCAAAGGUACCUUGUCACGUUGGGGACAAGAAUAAGCUUCUAAAGGGGUAACAUAGAAAGAUGACUUUUUUAAACGGUUGGAUUUACUUCUUAUAUAGAAUCUGAUUUGUACUUUUAUAGGUUUGCAUUGGGGGAAACAUAUUAGCUAAAAAUGCAUAUACACAAAAAAGAAUUCUAAGUGGUUCAUUAAGAGUGACAUUACUAUGUACAUCCUAUAAGCUGUGCUAGAAUGACUACCUUAUGAGAGGAUGAAUGUCAGACUUCUGAGAAAAUGUAGGAGACUGUGUAAUAAUGCCAUUUGUAUAUUCUUCAUAAAUGGCAGAUAGACAAGAAUAGGACUGUGAAUAACAGAGGACAAGAGAAAUGCCCAGGCAGAAAAAUGAAGGUAUGGGAACAUGGCAUUUGGGCAACUGAAAUUAAAUGUAUCUGUUACAGAUGUCUGGGAGAGAUACUUAGCCAAAUUUCACUCAUGCCAGUUAGAAGCUGACAUUAUCAGUUGGGAUUAAGAGAGUCUCCAGAGGUUUGCAUUUCCAACAAAAUUUUAGAAAUUGGUGUAGUGUUCAGCUUCACCUUUCAUAUUUCUUAGCAAUCAUGAUAAAAAGUCACAAAGAGAAAUUAAAGAUUGCUGUUUAUUAACUAUCUCUUUAUGCACUCAAGAAAAACUAUUUAGCCUUAAUUUUUUUAGAUAAAAUAUGUUGG
This is a messenger RNA of Physeter macrocephalus (sperm whale), 2534 nucleotides long. It is a transcript of the gene RAB27B, whose product is annotated as RAB27B, member RAS oncogene family. NCBI's taxonomy places the organism in Eukaryota, Metazoa, Chordata, Mammalia, Artiodactyla, Physeteridae. Bases 651 to 1514 code for a protein of 287 amino acids. Gene Ontology annotation, biological process: exocytosis; positive regulation of exocytosis. The record is from RefSeq and is a predicted model, not a curated record. The transcript is spliced from 9 exons. Gene Ontology annotation, molecular function: GTP binding; GTPase activity. Gene Ontology annotation, cellular component: exocytic vesicle; secretory granule; Golgi apparatus.